UAAUAGAACGCCCUCCCGGAAGUGGAUUCCAGAUGGGGCAGUGAAAGUGGCAGCCGGUGGCCUCUGGCGCCCGGUCUGGAGAGGUCAGAGCUGAGCUAUUUCUCUUCGUUUCCUCCCAAUCCUUCCUGAGUCUUCCAGAUCCGCCUUGGGAGGAACUGUCUGCACCAUCAUGGGGGGAGGCGACCUGAAUCUGAAGAAGAGCUGGCACCCGCAAACCCUCCGCAAUGUGGAGAAGGUGUGGAAGGCUGAGCAGAAGCAUGAGGCUGAACGGAAGAAGAUUGAGGAGCUUCAGCGGGAACUGCGGGAAGAGAGAGCCCGGGAAGAGAUGCAACGCUAUGCAGAAGAUGUUGGGGCUGUCAAGAAAAAAGAAGAAAAACUGGACUGGAUGUACCAGGGUCCUGGUGGGAUGGUGAACCGUGAUGAGUACUUGCUGGGACGCCCCAUUGACAAGUACGUUUUUGAGAAGAUGGAGGAGAAGGAGGCAGGCUGUUCUUCUGAGACAGGACUCCUCCCAGGCUCCAUCUUUGCCCCGUCAGGUGCGAAUUCCCUUCUUGACAUGGCCAGCAAAAUUCGGGAGGACCCACUCUUCAUCAUCAGAAAGAAGGAAGAGGAGAAAAAAAGAGAAGUAUUAAAUAAUCCUGUGAAAAUGAAGAAAAUCAAAGAACUGUUGCAAAUGAGUCUGGAAAAAAAGGAGAAGAAGAAAAAGAAGGAGAAGAAAAAGAAGCACAAGAAACAUAAGCACAGAAGCUCAAGUAGUGAUCGUUGCAGCAGUGAGAAUGAGCGCAGCCGGGGGAGAUCUCAAAAGAAGGUGGCAAAUUCUUCCUCUGUUUUGUCUAAGGUUCCUGGAUAUGGCUUACAGAUCAGGGACUCCCACCAUAGCCACAGAUUGCAGGGUCCUCUGAUGGCUGAGCAAAAGGGAGUGCAUGGACUGAAGAAUUACUCCAGGUCCAGAAGCUCCUCCCACUCACCUCCCAGACAUGCCAGCAAGAAGAGCACCAGAGAAUCAGGGUCCCGGGACAGGAGGUCUCGCUCCCCAGGCAGAAAGUCACGGUCCCCAAGGCCAAGCAAACUGCACAACUCUAAGGUAAACAGGAGAGAGAGAGGCCGAACUAAGAGCCCAUCACCUCGAAAAGAGGUCUACCAAAGGCGGCAUGCACCUGGGUACACCAGAAAGCUCUCAUUGGAGGAACUAGAGCGAAAACGGCAAGAGAUGAUGGAAAAUGCUAAGUGGCGGGAGGAGGAAAGGAUGAACAUUCUCAAGAGGCAUGCUAAGGAUGAUGAACGGGAGCAGAGGCUGGAGAGACUGGACUCCCGGGAUGGGAAGUUUAUUCACCGUAUGAAGCUAGAGAGUACAUCGACCUCGUCCCUGGAGGAUCGGGUGAAGCGGAAUAUCUACUCUCUACAGAGAACUUCUGUAGCUCUGGAGAAGAACUUUAUGAAAAGAUGAAACCAUCCCCUCUCUUGCUGGCUUUCCUGAAUUUUUUGGGGAGGCUACUGAUCCCUUAAAAAUUCUCUUUAUAAGAGUUCAAGUAAUUUCUUCCACAGAUGUCAAACCACCACUGUUCAAAGUGACUCUUCAGCAGUUCCUGAAACAGCUCACUUACUUUGAGAACCAGUGUGACUUGCUUUGUGGGACUCUCAGUAACUUUUGCUGGAUACAGAGUGGGUUCUAAUUAUGUUUUUAAUGGGUGGGCCCUGGCCCAUCUAGGUGUGAGUGCUCAUCCUGCUAUGGAAGGCUGCUCCCUGUGGUCUUCGUACUCCCAAUGGGACCAGACCUAUUCUAGUCUCAGGAUAGACCGGACUUUCAGAAACUUCUCUCUUCAGUCACCCAGAUAGAUUGUGCUUAGUGGGAUAAAUGCACAACAUUUGCUUGAUUUAGUAGAUAAUGUGACAGAAGGAUGUCAGCAUAGGGCAGAACCAAGGGAGUGACAAAGAAUGUAGAAGGUAAAACAAUACAAAAAAGCCCUAAAUGAACUGUUGAACUAUUUGGACUAUCUUCUGAACUGUAAAAGUGUAGUGUGUAUAUGUACAAAUGUAUAAUUUUACUUGUUUUUUAAAGGAA
Messenger RNA from Manis javanica (Malayan pangolin), 2062 nucleotides. RefSeq names its product CWC25 spliceosome associated protein homolog (gene CWC25). The record is from RefSeq and is a predicted model, not a curated record. Gene Ontology annotation, cellular component: U2-type spliceosomal complex. Lineage: Eukaryota; Metazoa; Chordata; Mammalia; Pholidota; Manidae. Gene Ontology annotation, biological process: mRNA splicing, via spliceosome.